AUGGGCCUGGCGGCAGCUCGCAAAAAAACAAAGAUUUCCCACGAUCCGAACAAUACAAAUUGGGCUCGAUCGACAAGUGGAUUCGGGCACAAGAUCCUUAGCUCGCAAGGAUGGACUCCGGGCAGUUUCCUCGGUGCGCACAAUGCUGCACAUGCUGAUAUGUUCACUGCUGCAAGUGCAUCCCAUAUCCGAGUUGCAUUGAAGGACGACACGCUGGGACUUGGAGCACGGCCAAAACGUGAUCUAGACGAGCCCACUGGCCUGGACGCCUUUAGAGGGUUGCUGGGCCGACUGAAUGGAAAAUCAGACUCGGACAUCGCGGCUGAUCAGCGCAAGAUUGAUGAUGUUAAACUGGCCCGGUAUGUUUCUACAAGGUGGCAAACCAUCCAAUUUAUCAGCGGUGGCUUGUUGGCGCAGGAAAAGGAAGAUGCACAGGAAAAGGAAGAUUCUUUGCCUGCGCGUGAGUCUCGAGGUCGCGAAGAAAACCCCGAGAAUGACAAUGCAGACAUGGCUGCACGAGCAUCGCUAGACACCAAGGAUAUCGAUAUUACCGAGAAGACGAGCAAGAAGGGGGACAAGGAGAGAAAGAAAGAAAAGAAAGAAAAGAAAGUGAAGAAAGAGAAGAAGGAGAAGAAGGAAAAGAAACGAAAGCGAAAGGAGCAGGAUCAGCAGGAUACUGAUUCUGUAAGUCACGACGAGGACGCAACGGAAUUGGAUUCUCAGACCGCUACAACCGACGGGAGAGAAACGCCACUGCGCGCAGCUUUGCCAUCAAGAGAGCGCCGUCCCUUGGGAAAACAUAUGCUCAGAGGUCGGUAUAUUGCGCAAAAGAAGAAAGCGCUGUUGGAUGAUAAAUCUCUAAAUGAGGUGAAUAAAUACUAUCCUUGCCUGACCUCGGGUCCUCAUGAGCCUGAUGCUAACGUUGCCCAGAUAUUUAUGAUAAAAUCGUAA
This is a messenger RNA of Aspergillus affinis, 951 nucleotides long. RefSeq names its product telomerase inhibitor/ribosome biogenesis protein PXR1 (gene pxr1). Gene Ontology annotation, molecular function: nucleic acid binding. Lineage: Eukaryota; Fungi; Ascomycota; Eurotiomycetes; Eurotiales; Aspergillaceae. The transcript has 2 exons. The record is from RefSeq and is a predicted model, not a curated record. Bases 1 to 951 code for a protein of 316 amino acids.